This is a messenger RNA of Colletes gigas, 2827 nucleotides long. RefSeq names its product programmed cell death 6-interacting protein (gene ALiX). Gene Ontology annotation, biological process: mitotic cytokinesis. Gene Ontology annotation, molecular function: protein binding. Gene Ontology annotation, cellular component: endosome. Bases 79 to 2544 code for a protein of 821 amino acids. The record is from RefSeq and is a predicted model, not a curated record. NCBI's taxonomy places the organism in Eukaryota, Metazoa, Arthropoda, Insecta, Hymenoptera, Colletidae. The transcript is spliced from 15 exons.
UUUGAACGUGCAUGCGCGAUCACUCGGCCCAUCUGAGAUCUGACAGGCAGGAAAUACGAUUCCGUAUCAGACGUUAAAAUGGCUGAGCUAAUUUCGGUGCCGCUUAAGAAACCGUCUGAUGUAGAUGUCAUUAAACCACUUACGAAUGUUAUCAAAUCAACGUAUAAUGGCGCGAGUAAUCAGAAGGAUUAUACAGAGGCGAUUACCGAGUUCAGUAAAUUAAGGAACAAUGCUUUAUGGAGGGCUUUCGAGAAAUAUGAAAGUUCAUUGGAGGUUAUAUACAGUUAUUAUGAUCAGUUGUGUGCAUUGGAGGGCAAGAUUCCUGCUCACGAACUACAAAUCCCAUUUAAAUGGAAGGACGCAUUUGACCGUACCAUAUUUGGUGGGAAACUUAGUUUAACAAUCAGUACAUUGGCAUAUGAAAAGGUAUGCGUAUUAUUCAAUAUUGCUGCUUUGCAAAGUUCAGUAGCAGCAACACAAUCUCUGGAAAGUGAUGAAGGAUUAAAGCUGGCAGCAAAAUUGUUUCAGCUAUCUGCUGGUAUCUUUAAUUAUCUUAAAGGGAAUGUUAUGAUGGCUAUUCAACAAGAACCAACGCCCGAUAUUAGUCCAGAAACAUUAGGCGCAUUAUCUUCGUUGAUGCUUGCUCAAGCUCAGGAAAUAUUUGUACAUAAAGCAAUUCAUGAUGCUAUGAAAGAUGGAAUUGUUGCUAAAUUAGCUGCACAGGCAGAGGAAUUGUACGCGGAUACGUUAAAGUUGUUUCAGAAAGAGAUUUUUAGAGCAUUUUGGGAUAAAGAAUGGGUUCCAUUGAUAGCAGGGAAACAAGCUGGAUAUCGCGCGAUGACUGAAUUUUAUCAGUCGUUGGUAUGUAAAAACGGUAAAUCAAUUGGAGAACAAAUCGCUAGAUUGGAGUGUGCUGUGGAACUAUUCAAAGCGGCACAACAACGCUCGUAUAAACCUAAUUUGUUUCAAGAAUACGCUAACAGAGCACAAAGGAAUUUUACAGAAGUGAAAAAAGAUAACGAUUUUAUUUAUCAUGAAAGAAUACCAGACGUGAAAUCUUUAGAACCUGUGGGAAAAGCUAAUGUUGCAAAAUUGUUACCAUUACCUGAAACCUUCAGCUCUAGUUUUAAAGAUCUUUUCUCCGACUUAUUGCCCGUUAGCGUACACCAAGCGUUGUCAUCUUACGAAGUUCGUCGCAACGAGCUGGUUAACUCAGAAAUUUCAAAACUACGCGAAAUGACGCAAGUCCUAAACAGCGUUUUGGCAAGUUUAAAUUUACCGGCAGCUAUUGAAGAUACAAGUGGAACUGAAUUACCUCAGUCCUUGUUGGAGAAAGCUCAGUAUGUCAAAGAGUCAGGUGGAAUCAAUGCUUUGGAAAUUGCUAUGAAAGAAUUGCCAGAUCUUUUACAACGAAAUAAGGAACUUUUAGAUGAGUGUGACCGAAUGCUUCAAGAGGAACGUGAAUCCGAUGAUCAGUUAAGGGAACAGUUUAAGGAACGCUGGACAAGAAUACCCAGUGCACGUUUAACAGAGCAAUUCACUGUUGUUUUACGAAAAUAUCAUGAAAUUAUUAACAAUGCUGUUGCGGCCGAUAAGAUUAUACGCGAAAAAUACGAAAAUCAUAAAAAUGGUAUGGAAACCUUAAGUUUGAACGAUAGCGAUCUGAUUAAUGCUGUACCAACUGGAUUAGCUGUUCAAGAAAGUAAUACCGUGGCACAACUUAGGAAGCUAAUGGACGAUGUUGCGACAUUAAAAGCAGAACGUGACGUUAUAGAAAGUGAAAUAAAAUCUGCUACUACCGAUAUGAAAGUUACAUUUUUGUCGGCACUUGCUAAAGACGGUGCCAUCGACGAGCCAAAUUUAUCCGUAGAAAGUAUAGGAAAAACGUACGGACCUUUGCAAAAACAAAUAAGGGAUAGCGUUUCCCGACAAGAGCAACUAAUUGCUGAAAUUCAAAGAUGUCAUGUAGAAUUUACGAACGAACAGUCGGGUAGUGGCAGUUCAAGAGAAACGAUGUUAUGCAAAUUAGCAGCUGCUUAUGACGCAUUUAAAGAAUUAACAAACAAUUUGAAAGAGGGUGCUAAAUUUUACAAUGAUCUAACAUUGUUGUUAGUGGUCUUCCAAAACAAAAUAUCAGAUUUCUGUUUCGCUCGAAAAACUGAAAAAGAGGAACUAAUGAAAGAUUUAACAACAAAUUUGAGCCAUAGUGGUCCAGCUACAACUCCCAACAUACCAGCGCAUCACAGUGGAGCAUCUGGACAAAGUCAACCUUUAACAGAACAAAGCGGAUCGACACAAUUACCGUAUCCUACAUAUUUUCAAGGUGGAAUGCCUAUGCCAUACGGAGCCGGGCUCGCUACACCGUAUCCCGCAUAUAUGCCUCCUCCCAUGCCUGCCACGUAUAACCCAUACGCAACAAUGCCUUACCCUCCGCAAGGGGGUUAUAUUCCGUAUCAAGGCAUGCCUCAGACUCCUUACAGCGGUUAUGCAACCCUGCCACGCUAUACUGGUAAUCAUCCUCCCCAAGGGCACAAUCCAUUCUGAGGAAUAAAGUAUAUUUUACACGCACUGUGAUUAAACAAAUGUAGCUAUAUGACUUUAUGAAAUUGGAAAAGCUUAUACGCGAUAAUGUUGCAGAAAUUGGAGUUGAAGUAUAUAAAAUAUGUGAAUAUAAAUAAAUUUUGUUUACGGAAAUACACGAAUUAAGACUCCCCGAUCAUGGUUUAACUAUUGAUGGAAAAGAAAUUUUUUUUACUAUUACUAUGUACGAGCGUAUACACCUGUACACAUAUGUAUACACCUUAUCUUCAUUUUACGAUUACUAUAA